This is a messenger RNA of Neospora caninum, 381 nucleotides long. RefSeq lists its product as hypothetical. The transcript has a single exon. Lineage: Eukaryota; Apicomplexa; Conoidasida; Eucoccidiorida; Sarcocystidae. Bases 1 to 381 code for a protein of 126 amino acids. The record is from RefSeq and is a predicted model, not a curated record.
AUGCUUUUCAUAGUGAGCAUGAAGACCAAGGGCGGGAUGGAAGUGUAUUCGGCUUUCAAAAGCAUGACUCCCCAUCGAACAAUCGACUUCAAAGGAGAUACUCUAUGGCCAACAUCAUCGCAGGAAGGGUCCCGUAGACCUCCGUCUGCUACCAUCGAUUCGUGGGACGUCUUCGUCACACCCCUGGAUGAUCUUUUCAGAAAACACAACAAGCACGAAGUGGGACGAAGCCACGGUAACUUAGGACAGCCGGAGGGACGUGAAAGUUUCGAGGACACUCAAGAAGCAACGUCUCGGAGUGAACUGCUUCUUCAGGCUCUCCAAGCGGUGGAAGUGAAUUUCUACAGGCAAUCCUCGCUUCUGUUAAGGUAUGUUGAGUAA